Molecule: messenger RNA, 978 nt
Organism: Penicillium chermesinum
Lineage: Eukaryota; Fungi; Ascomycota; Eurotiomycetes; Eurotiales; Aspergillaceae
Product: palmitoyl-protein thioesterase family protein
Exons: 1
Coding region: 1-978 (325 amino acids)
Cellular component (GO): lysosome
Molecular function (GO): palmitoyl hydrolase activity; thiolester hydrolase activity
Source: RefSeq, a predicted model, not a curated record
AUGCUGUCCCUCGUCCCAAUUCUGGCAAUGGUUGCCACCCCAGCAAUCUCCGCCUCUAUCAGCAUCACGCCGCCCGCCCAAACCACCGAAUUAACCCAACUCCCCCUCGUAAUCUGGCACGGCCUCGGCGACGACUUCGAGCGCGAGGGUCUCUCCGAAGUAGCUUCCCUCGCAAACCUCACCAACCCUGGCACCCACGUGCACAUAAUCCGGCUUGCAGAAGAUGGCAACGGCGAUCGCCAAGCCACCUUCUUCGGUAACGUAACCUCCCAACUCGAAACUGUCUGCCAGCAACUCGCCCUCCACCCCGUCCUCCGUGACGCACCCGCAAUCAACGCCCUGGGCUUCUCGCAAGGCGGCCAAUUCCUGCGCGGCUACAUCGAGCGCUGCAACCAGCCCGCCGUGCACAACCUCGUCACCUUCGGCAGCCAGCACAACGGGAUCUCAGAGUUCGAAUCCUGCAAACUAGGCGACUGGUUCUGCAACACCGCGGAGGCCCUCCUGCGCGCGGGCACAUGGCUGGAUUUCACGCAGUCGCACGUCGUCCCUGCGCAGUAUUUCCGGGACCCGGAGGAGCUGGGCCCGUAUCAAGAGCACAGCAACUUCCUGGCCGAUAUUAAUAACGAGCGCGACGAAAAGAACCCAGAGUAUAAGGACCGGCUGGCGACGCUGAACGCGUUCGCGAUGUACAUGUUUGAGGAGGAUACGGUCGCUGUGCCGAAGGAGAGCGCACACUUUGCGGAGGUGAAUGCUACAAGCGGUGUGGUGACGCCGUUGGAGAAGCGGGCGAUUUAUACGGAAGAUUGGAUCGGGUUGAGGGCUCUUGGGGAGGCAAAGAAGUUGUUUUUCCGGACAGUGCCCGGUCAGCAUAUGCGCCUUGAGGAUGAGACGCUGAAGAGCGUUUUUAAGGAGUUUUUUGGCCCGCUGCAGACUCAGGUCAGGGCUGAGAAGCCGCGGCUUCUGGCGCAGGGUAAAUAA